Messenger RNA from Micropterus salmoides (largemouth bass), 2945 nucleotides. RefSeq names its product zinc finger protein 239-like. The coding region runs from base 1 to 927 and encodes 308 amino acids. The record is from RefSeq and is a predicted model, not a curated record. Lineage: Eukaryota; Metazoa; Chordata; Actinopteri; Centrarchiformes; Centrarchidae. The transcript has 2 exons. Gene Ontology annotation, molecular function: DNA-binding transcription factor activity, RNA polymerase II-specific; RNA polymerase II cis-regulatory region sequence-specific DNA binding. Gene Ontology annotation, biological process: regulation of transcription by RNA polymerase II.
AUGGAGAACCAGAACCCGGACCACAGGAGCCAAACAGCAGCCUCGUGCUCUGAUAGCACCGAUGUUCAGAAACAGGGAGGAAGAGAGGGACUGGAAAGUCAGCACUGUGACAAACCCUGCACAACAUCUGGAUCUUUAAAGAAUCAUCACACUGCAAAGCGACCGCACAGCUGUGAUCUGUGUGGAAAAGCUUUCCAACGCAAGACUCACCUAAAAAACCAUCAAAGCACACACACUGGGGAGAAACCGUAUACCUGUGAUCAAUGUGGGAAGGGUUUCGCGAGAGCCGGUACCUUAAAAAUGCAUCAACGCAUGCACACUGGAGAGAAGCCGUACAGCUGCGACCAAUGUGGGUCAGCUUUCUCACACAAAAGUCACUUCAAAGUCCACCAGAUGACUCACACUGGAGAGAAGCCGUACAGCUGUGACCAGUGUGACAAAGCUUUUACCACUACCUAUUAUCUAAAAAUCCAUGAACGCACUCACGCUGGGAAGAAACUGCACAGCUGUGAGCAAUGUGGAAUGUCUUUCAGUAGGCGAAAUGCGGUUAUUCGACACCAACGCAUUCAUACUGGAGAGAAACCGUAUUGUUGUGAUUUGUGUGGGGAAAGUUUCGCCCGUGGGAGUGUCCUUAAAAUGCACCGACGUGUUCACACUGGUGAGAAGCCGUACUGGUGUGAGGAGUGUGGGAAAACCUUUUCUCAAAUGUCUACUCUUUUGCUCCACCAGCGCGUUCAUACAGGAGAAAAACCGUACAGCUGUGACAUAUGUGGGAGAGCUUUCUCUAACUCAGGUUACUUAAAAAUCCACCGACGUGUUCACACUGGAGAAAAACCGUACUGGUGUGACCAAUGUGGGAAAACUUUUAUUUCAUCAGCUCUCUUGAAGUUGCACCAACGUGUUCACACAGAAACCUGCUCCAAGUAGUUUUUUGUAGCCAAUCAAGCUGUUUCCUCCCGCCUUCUUCUCAUCAUCUUGUCAAUGCUGUUGAGUUAAGAGUUGAGGAGCUCAGUUGGUUUAUCAUCGUCCACACUUUGUACAGCCUGAAGUGCCCUCACAGAGGUAAAGCAGGUCUGGGAUUUUGAUACAAGGAUUUGACAACAAGAAUCCAGCUUCAACUAAAGAUCAGAAUCAUUUGAGAACAUUUAUCUUGUCUUAACUCAAGGUACUCUUACUAGCAAUCUCUGUAGGUUUCACCCCAGUGAGUCUACUUUGCGAGGCUGAACGGGCAAGAGUCUUCAAAUCACAAGAAAGGAGCACCUGCCACAAAUCUUUCAAAGUCCCAAAUGAAAUUUCCGGUUUAUUUCAACCUGACGGCACCUCCGUUUGACAGAUUUGGUGAAAUGAGGACUCACAAUAACAUUGACAUCAAGGCGAGGAGCAUGAUGCAGACUCAGAGCCAAGAGGUUAGCAUGACCGAGAGUCACAGUGGCCACAUAUAUGGAAAAUACAUCUGGUAUUUGAGGUAUCUGCAUCUACACUGUCUCUUUAUAGUCGUUUGGCCUCUCUUUGAUCCCUGAGCCUGGAUUCAAUAAGCCAUCUACGAGUUGACAACAGGAGAAAGAUCAAGGAGGACAUUCACAUCUGACACCAGAGAGCAUCUGUGAAAGGAGACAGAGGUGACCAUCUCCACCUGAACACAAGUGAUUUUCAGAUGCGGACGUGGACGAUUAUGAAUCUAUUCACAAAUGUCAAUAAUCGAUUAUCUAGAGUUUACUUGAUAACGUAAUGUUGACGGAACGAAAAAGGUGAAACUCGGAAAUGAGAACACAACAGAAACGUGUGGUUCUCCCUGCUAUUAAAAUUUCACAUGAUUAAUUAAAUCAAUGCGUUCCUCACGUUAAUGAUUUUCACCCGCACAGUGCGGGUGAAAAUCAUUAACGGUGCGGGCGGCACACUGUGCAACACGGCAGCGCUUAGCGAGCGUCUUCUGCUCAUUCUUCAAAUGACAGUUACGUGACAGGAGACGGUGAAAACGAGCGGAGCAGAGGAAAAGAUGAGCGUUUCAGUCUGGCUAUAAAUGUACGGUGUAGGUCACAGCGUGUCCGUUUAUUAAAGUCUAGUUUUCCAGCUACUAGGAAGGCAGCUGGCGCUUGCAAACAUCUCUUCAGACUGCGGUCUGGAAGCUGAGCAGGAUGUUAUUUGGCUGCUGUGAAGUUGGUUUGUUGUUGUUUUGUGAGCUUCAUACAUAUUUUCUUAUUAUGUUGUAGUUAAACAUAUUUUCCUUCUUUGUGGAAUUUUCAUUUAAUCUUUAUUUUAUAUCUCUUGUUUUUAUUUUCUUUUGUGUAUAUUUUAUUGGCUCAACACAGAUCGUUGAUGCAUUUCCUGUUCCUGCAUUGCAGUUUUUGACGUUUUAACUUUUUUAGUAUUGCACACAUGUUCAGUUUUAUUUCCUGAACGCUGUUUGCGUUCUGUCUCUGUUUAACUUGCAUCCUGCCAGGGUUAGUGCUGUAAUAAUCUGAGCUGGAGACUUGAUACUUUUCUAUAUUCUCAUUUAAUCAUCUAGUUGACAAUAGUUCUUAUUCCCAGCUUUUAACAGCAGAAAUACUGGUUUUAAAUUUCACCUUAAUGACUUUGAAGCUGAAGAAAUGAACCCUAGUCUGACAGUGAGGGGACUCUUUGCCUAUCAAAAGAAGGCCACUACCGUUGCUGACUGGGUGAUUGUCUUAUUUAAGACGCGUGCACUACGGGAUCCGAUGUUGCCAGUGCAGGUUGUUCCUUAUGAGGAGAACAUUUGGCCCAAAUGAUGAUUGCAAGAUGAAAAUGCAGAUAUCAUUCCAGAGGGUGGCGGGAACAACGUCUCCAACAAAAUUGAUCAGUUAUCUCUCAAAUUAAAUACCAUUGAAUAUCAAUACAAUCUUAAGUCUAAAUGUUCACUGAUUCUAGUUUAUCAAUUAGCUAAUUUGAGUGACUUUGAGGAUUCUUGAGUAAUCUUUAGGAAUUUU